AUGGCCAUGCCUCAUGGCCGCCGUGGGCGCACAUUGACGCAAGGGGCGGAGACUGUACUCGCAAGCUUCCCAAUGCACCGUACCCAGUCGAGGCCUGCUGGGAGCCCGGCCCGAACGCUCAGUAAGCUGCCGUCGGGGCGCGUAAUUUCGAUCGACCGCAACACGCACAUCCCAGAGGAUCUGUUCCAGGACCUCCUCCUUGCGGCCGACGACGUCAAGCGCCGGGGCCAGCACAAGCUGGCCGAGGAGUCACCAGCGCGGAGACAGCACCUCGUGAUUGCGGGCGCGCAGCUCGCGCGCAGGGGCUGA
Prorocentrum cordatum is the source of this 309-nucleotide messenger RNA. Lineage: Eukaryota; Dinophyceae; Prorocentrales; Prorocentraceae. The record is from the annotation of a GenBank genome assembly.